UCCCAGAAGCUAGCGUGCCUACAACAAAGAUGGAUUCUUCUAGCGCCGACCUCGCUUUUCAAGUAGACAUAGCAGCCAUCUUUCUUAAGGGCAAAGGAGCAAGCCGGAAAAGUCUCCGGCUCACUUGUCUCCGGAACGCCAGACGCUUUAAAUUACUGAGUGUCCAAUCGGAAUCCAGCUUUCUCAUCGGAAUCGUCCUACCUCACGGCCGGAAAAGGCCGUGCGUCAGCGCGCUGGGCGGAAGUGGCGGGAGGGCGGUGGUGGGUAGUUGGCGGGUGGUUGACUAGAGCCGGCCGCCAUGUCCGCAGGGAGCGCGACACAUCCUGCCGCCGGCGGGCGCCGCAGCAAAUGGGACCAACCGGCUCCAGCCCCGCUUCUCUUUCUUCCGCCAGCGGCCCCAGGUGGGGAAGUCACCAGCAGCGGGGGGAGUCCUGGGGCCGCCACCACGGCUGCUCCCUCCGGAGCCUUGGAUGCGGCCGCUGCAGUGGCCGCCAAGAUCAAUGCUAUGCUCAUGGCCAAAGGGAAGCUGAAACCGUCGCAGAAUGCCGCCGAGAAGCUGCAGGCCCCUGGCAAAGGCCUAACUAGCAAUAAAAGCAAGGAUGACCUGGUGGUGGCUGAAGUAGAGAUUAACGAUGUGCCUCUGACGUGCAGGAACUUGCUGACUCGAGGGCAGACUCAAGAUGAGAUCAGUCGGCUUAGUGGGGCUGCUGUGUCAACUCGAGGAAGGUUCAUGACGACUGAGGAGAAGGCCAAAGUGGGACCUGGGGAUCGUCCAUUGUAUCUUCAUGUUCAGGGGCAGACCCGGGAGUUAGUUGACAGAGCUGUAAACCGAAUCAAAGAAAUAAUCACCAAUGGAGUGGUAAAGGCUGCCACAGGGACAAGUCCAACUUUUAAUGGUGCGACAGUCACUGUCUACCACCAGCCGGCUCCCAUCGCUCAGCUGUCUCCUGCUAUUAACCAGAAGCCUUCCUUCCAGUCAGGAGUAGGUUUUGGCAAGAGGUUGUUUGUUCUAACCCUAAUGUCUGUGCAAAAUAAUACAUAGUAAGAAAAACAAUGUCAAAGUUCCAACCUGAGAAUUACCUGCUUUUUCAUUUUUGUUUAUUUAUAUGUAUUUUUUGAGGCAGAGAUUCCUGUAAUUCUGAUUAUCUGGGUUAUGGAAUUAAAAGCAUCUAAAUAUCUCAGAUUGACAGAAUUUACAAAAGGGGAUUGGUAGUUCAAAGGGUAGACAGAUUGUGU
Messenger RNA from Microtus ochrogaster (prairie vole), 1236 nucleotides. RefSeq names its product KH homology domain-containing protein 4-like (gene Khdc4). Lineage: Eukaryota; Metazoa; Chordata; Mammalia; Rodentia; Cricetidae. Gene Ontology annotation, molecular function: RNA binding. Bases 299 to 1042 code for a protein of 247 amino acids. The record is from RefSeq and is a predicted model, not a curated record. The transcript is spliced from 6 exons. Gene Ontology annotation, cellular component: nucleus.